AUGGAAUCGGAAUUGGCCUUGAUCGACAAGGUUGAACUUCGAAUUGCAUUGGCUUCGAACGAUGCGCAAUUUGAAAAUUCAUUGAAGGUAUAUCUCGCGCCGUUGUUGUUGAAGUUGGCAAGUCCUUAUAGCCAGGUGAGACAAGCGAUAUUGAAGAUUAUCCAGAACGUAAUUCCCAGAAUAACUGCUGCCAGGACCGUUAAGUUACCUGUAGAACUGUUGUUGGACCAGGUGAAGAACCCCAAGAUUGCUGAGGGUCAGGAUCCGGCGCAGGUGAGAUUGUAUUCGUUGUUGUUCAUAUCCAGAGGUAUUGAGAGGUUGGACCAACAGUCCAAGGAACAAUUGAUUCCGAAGGUACUUGAAGGCAUUCAUAAGUUUACAAGUAACGUUUCGGCUAGAUUAUUUAAUAUAUUCUGUAAGUUGCUAGUAGAUGUGAAGUAUAAAGUAGAAGUUCACGAGUCAGACGACGGCGACGCUACAAAGGACUUGGUUCAGAACGACGACGAUAAGGCAUUCAUUUGUCAAUGUAUUGCAAAAUUCUUCUUAUUACAGCCAAUCGUGGAACCUGUCAUAUUGCCUGGGUUGACUCUUCGGGAUACUUCAUUUUUGACCAGAGAUGCUGGUGUUCUGUACAAAACUCAGCAAGAAAUCACUCAGGUGAAAGUUGUAUUGUUGGAGUUCUUGAAAACUGGCCAGUCCACAAAGACUCCAUUGUUUAGUGCAACUAACUUGAGGAUCCCUCUAUUAAUUGCAAGCUCUGAUUCUUCUCUGUCAAUAAAGGAUCCCUCUGAAGUCAUAUUUAAGAAGGUGGCCCUAGACUAUGAGGAUAAGGAAUUCGUUGAUACUUUGUUUAAAUUACUUAUCGGUGGCGAAGGAUUCCCUCCAGUGAAAUCUACUUUGCAAGAGCUCGUAUUGACUGUUUUGUUGAAAAGUAAAUAUGCUACUACUCAUCCAGAUAUAGGUAAAGUAGCACAAAUUGGGUUUGGAUCUGAAAAUACGAGGUUGAAGCAGAUCACUGUACAAUUUAUCCGCUGGGUUAGUAGAGAAGGUGGAAAUACGAAGGAAGGUAGCCAUAGUAUACAAUUUGCAAGUGAAAUGGGCGAGCAGUUGAAGCAGCUUUUGCUUAACGAAGGGUGGCCCAAAUUGGACACCUCCGUGGUGAAAAACUACGUGAAUACCAUUGCUCAACGUCAACUGCAAUAUGAAGCUUUAGGGGAACUUAUAAAAUUGAACCCCGACCUAAUUAAUUCGAAUUUGCAUUCGAACGCACCGGGCUUACUGUAUGUCGAAUUUUUUUUCCAAUCUUUAGAAGGAGAUGAAGUAGAGUUAAGAUCAACCAUUCAAGAUGCACUUUCGGGCUUAACAGUGCAUUUGCCCAAUUUACUGAAAGAGUCCAAAGAUUAUCUUAAAAAAAUUUUGAAGAAGUACUUAGCUACAUCUAAGAUUACUGAAAGCUUGCAAUCAUGCCGUUAUAUAGCUAUCAAAUACAUCAAUUGUUGCUUCCCUUUCAGUGAUGCAGAAGCAAGGUAUUUGUGUAUAUUAGGAACCAAUAAGGAAAAUCGCUCAGACACUAUCGAAGAAUCCUUGAAAGGAUUGAACCCUCAUUGGUUCAAUAUUUUGCAGUCUUCUAACACUUUGGAAUUCAAGUCCACCCUGGAGCUAUUAGGAACUAGUGGAAACACACUCCAAUUUCCUGAUUUCAAAGAUAUGGUCUCAACAGUACAACUUGCGUAUGAAGUUGAUGACAAUGUGAACUUAUUGGGGUCAAUGGGCCAAGCAGUGAGAUUUAUAUUGUACACACUAGUAAUGAAAUCGAUCCAAGGAAAAUCUACAGUUAUUGUCAUAGAUGAUGAAUGGAGUACAAGGUUAGAAAAAGCCAUAGAAGUUGACCCAACGGUUCAAAAUUGCUUGAGGGAUGAAAUUUCAAAAGUCUCAAAUGAGGAUGUAGACAUGGGCAUAGAGAACUCGUCAGAAAUUGAUAACACCUUCAUUUCUUUCUUGAAUCUUAUCUUCAAAGCAUUUGCUGGUCAAUACGUCAAUUCAGGAAUCGUGUCAGAUAUUAUAUUUGGAUCAAGCUUUUCAAGAUUACUCUCCUUGUCACCAAACGAUGUUGUUUCAAAAUUGGCAUCAUCUGAUAUCCUUGACGAAUCAUUAGAUUUGUUAUUCUCAAAGCUGUUGAACGAAAUUUCCUUGAGUCAGUUAUCUCAAACUAUUGGUAUUAUUGGAAGUAUUGCUUCUGAUGAUAAAGUCAAAUCAACUUUCGAAAAAUUGAGCAUUGAAAUUGCCAGCGCAAAUACUAGUUCUUCGAAAUACUUACUUAGAUCUAAAUUAAUUGCAAGUAGUUAUCUUAUAUCAAGAAUGUGUGCCAGAAAUAGGGCUGAGCUUAUAUCCAAUAGCCUUCUUGAGUCUCAUUUAUCUACAAUCUUGAAGUUCAUUGAAGAUUCUCACACGUAUUCAUUAGCAUUGGACUGUGUAUCACAACUAUCAAUAUUUGGAGUACUCGGGCCAAAAUUAAAUCAAGUUUCUUCCAUUGAAGAAUUAACCCAGAAAAUAAAAGACGAGAUACUUAAAAAGGUUAAAAAAUGUGAUGAAAAGGCUGUUAUUGCAUUAGCACAUCUCUCUUUGAGUAUGAAGCCUUCUUUUACGGAGACUAUAGCUGAUGGGACUGAUGUCCUGGAGUUAACUUCUUUCGAGCAAGCUGUUUACGAUACUCAUAUUUCGAAGCAGACAGAGUUCACUUUCUCUUCCGGGGAAGCAUUCGCAAUAUUGGCAGCUGGGUGGAAAUCUACUAUUUUGAAAAGACAACUUGAUAUUUGUGAUGAAACUUCAAUGCAAAAUAUAACUGAAUUGAUCCCUGAGGAUACGUCAAGGUUACCUGUGAUUUUGGAUCUAGUACUUAAGUCUUGUGCUAAUACUAAACCUUCUUUGAGAAGGGCGGGAUGCAUAUGGUUGCUAUCUUUAGUGCAAUUUGUUGGCCAUUUAGAGCCUAUCAAGAACAGUGCUGCUAAGAUUCAUGUCUCCUUUAUGAGAUUCUUAGCUGAUAGAGAUGAAUUGAUCCAGGAACUGGCCUCCCGUGGGCUCAGUAUUGUUUAUGAAAUGGGAGAUUAUGAUUUAAAAGAUACUUUGGUUAAAGGUUUAUUGAAAUCUUUCACUGAUACGACCUCUACUUCUGGAUUAGCUGCUGGUUCUGUCGACCAUGAAACCGAAUUGUUUGACCCAGAUGUCUUGAAGACUGGAGACGGUUCCGUCUCUACCUAUAAAGAUGUCUUAAACUUAGCUUCGGACGUUGGAGAUCCAAGUUUGGUCUAUAAAUUUAUGUCGUUAGCUAAGUCUUCUGCGCUUUGGUCUUCUAGAAAAGGUAUGGCUUUCGGAUUGGGUUCAAUCUUGUCGAAAACUUCUUUAGAUGAGAUGUUGGUUACCAAUAAUAAAUUGGCAACAAGAUUGAUUCCAAAGCUUUAUAGAUAUAAGUUCGAUCCAAGUACGGCAGUCGCUAAAUCGAUGCAAGAUAUUUGGAAUGUCCUCAUAAAAGAUUCUUCAAAAACUAUUAACGAUCAUUUUGAUAAUAUUUUACAAGAGUUGUUAAAAAGUAUGGGAAAUAAGGAGUGGAGAGUUAGACAGGCACUGACGACUGCCAUGAUCGAUUUAUUACAAGUCGUGACUUUAGAGCUUUAUGAAUCCAAACUAGAAGAAAUUUGGAACAUGAGUUUUAGAGUUAUGGAUGACAUAAAAGAAAGUGUUAGGAAAGAAGGUAACAAGCUUACGAAGUCUUUGGCAAGUACAAUCACUAGAAGAAUUGAACUCAGUAGUAAAAAUAAGGGAGGUGCUAAAUCAGACGCAAAAAGUAGUGAAUUUUUACAGAGUCUCAUUCCGUUCUUAUUAGGAACUAAGGGUCUUCUCAGUGAUGCUGAAGACAUUAGAAAUUUUGCCUUAGAGACUAUAUUAAAGCUUGUUAAGGUUGGAGGGUCCACUAUCAAACCAUUCAUCCCUGAGUUGAUUGAUAAUUUCAUUAAUCUAAUGUCUACUCUAGAACCCCAAAUUGUCAAUUAUCUUGUGCUAAAUGCUGACAAGUACAAUUUGAAAAAUGAUGAUAUUGAUGCAAAACGUUUGCAAAGUGUUGGUCAAUCUCCAAUGAUGGAUGCAAUUGAAAAAAUGCUUGAUCAAUUAGACGACUCCAUGAUGUCUACUUUCAUCGUGAAAUUACAACAUUCUAUCAAAAAAUCAAUUGGAUUGCCGCUGAAAGUCUGUGGUAGUAAAGUGUUAGUUUCUUUAGUCACGAGGCAUUUGCAGUUGAUCAAACCAUAUGGGGAUAAGUUAUUGAAGAUUUGUGUGAAUCAGAUUAACGACAAGAAUGAUGCCAUUGCCUCUUCAUAUGCCGCUGCUGCAGGUUAUUUGUGCCGUAUUUGCUCCACAACAGCGAUAGGCAACUACUCUGAAACAUUAAGAAAGCUUUACUUUGAGUUUGAAAAUGACAGAAACAGAAUAGUGAGUUCGAUUGCAAGUGAAAGUGUGGCAAAGUAUUCGAAGGACAAGUUCGAAUCUAUCGCCAGCUCGUUCUUACCAUUGGCCUUCAUAGGUAAGCAUGAUUCUAUCGAGGUUGUCAAGAGAAAUUUUGAUAGGGAAUGGAUUGAAAAUACUUCAGGAAAUCUGUCUAUCAAGCUCUAUAUGAAAGAAAUUAUUGAAUUGUCUCUGUCUUACUUGAACAAUUCAAGGCUGUACGAAGUUAGACAAAUUCUUGCUAAAACAAUCGCUGAUAUGGUUAACAACAUUGACAGUACACAUGAGUUCUCAGAUAGCACUCGUUUGCAAUUAUUCGAAUUAUUAUUGGAAGGAAGCAAGGGGAAAUCAUGGUCUGGGAAAGAGUUCAUUGUGGAAGCAUUAAUUCUAUUCUCUGUCAAGUGUAAGACCUUUUUAUUGAGUGAACUGCAAGGACCACUUAAUGAAAAGAUCGAAAAGACCAUUAUUGUGGAAAUUAAGAGAAGAAACAAAGUCUACCAGAAGCAAGUAAUCAAGCUAGCUAGUAAAUACAUCUACAAUUUCAAUCUGAGGGAUUUGAUUGAAGUAUACAUUGAUAUCAUGGAGGAAUUGAUAUCUGACAAGGACGAUACUGAAGAUGAUUCAGAUAAUGACUCAGACGCCAUGGACAUAGACAGUAAAAAGCCUGGUAAUUCGGUUAAAAUUGAGGAAAAGAGGUUGAAUUUUAUUGUAAGCUUGUUUGAUUCAUUUAACCCUCAAAUUCAGGAUCAUGGUGACGAUAAGUUGGGAAUGCUAGUCUUUGGUUCCAUCAAGAAGUUGUUCGAAUCUGAAGAAGUUAGCAAUUCUUGGAGAUCUAAGUUGACCAGUUGUGAAAAUAUACUGAAAGUCAUUACGAAAUCUAAAGAUUACUUGACCCCCACACUAAUUGAUUAUAUUUUUGAACUAUGGUUAAUUCUUUCCAAGAACUGCUUAGGACCAAAAGAGAUAGAGAAUAUCAAGGUCAAUUUCGUCAGACUUUCUAGUUUGGUAAUUGAUUUAGUUAAUGAUGAGAAGGCUAGUGCUAUAAAGCAAACCUUACUCGAAUUCAAAGAAAGAGAAAGCUCAAACGUCGUGUUAACAGAAUUAAGUAAGAUUAUAUAG
Molecule: messenger RNA, 5613 nt
Organism: Dujonia railenensis
Lineage: Eukaryota; Fungi; Ascomycota; Pichiomycetes; Serinales; Debaryomycetaceae
Source: the annotation of a GenBank genome assembly